AUGGCAGCGCCGAAGCCUCGCACCACUCGGUCCAGGUCUCACAGGGAUGUUCCGGAUUUGGAGAAGAUGGACGCUGCUUACAGUUGGGACGCCCUUGAAUGGACCAAAAUUGAGCCUGUUCGGCGGUCGGUUUCGCGUGUCAACUUGGAUUGCUUGCUUGAAGCCGAACAAGUGAUUGCUGAGGGCUAUGGUGUUGUUCUAGUGAAUACUGAUGAGGCGGGUACCUUGUUUGUAACCAAUUAUCGUCUUCUAUUUCUAAGUGAAGGAACCAGGGAUGUUAUUGCCCUUGGCACUAUACCACUGGCGACAAUUGAUAAAUUCAACAAAAUAGUUGUGAAGACAAAUGCUGCCUCUCGCCAAUCUGAAAAGUCUUCACCAUCUAGGCGACUUCUUCAGGUCAUUGGAAAAGACAUGAGAAUUAUUGUCUUUGGUUUCCGUCCAAGAACAAAACAGAGGCGUAAAGUAUAUGAUGCAUUAUUGAGAUGUAUGAAACCUGCAAGAAUAUGGGAUCUAUAUGCAUUCAAGUCCGGGCCAUCCAAGUACAGUAAUACAGACCCAAAAGUUCGUUUGCUAAAUGAGUAUUUUCGGCUUCUUGGAAAGGGUUCCCUACAUGCAUCAAUGAGUAUGAUUGAAGAUGGAUCAUUUACAUUGUCCAAUGAAUUGUGGAGAAUAACCAAAAUCAAUUCCAAUUAUACUUUGUGUCAGAGUUAUCCAUUUGCAUUGGUUGUUCCUAAACAUUUUAGUGAUGAAGAGAUGUUGCAGGCUUCUACCUUUCGUGCUAGAUGUCGUUUGCCUGUUGUUUCGUGGUGCAAUCCUGGCACUGGAGCUGUUCUUGCACGUUCAUCUCAACCUUUAGUUGGUCUUAUGAUGAAUAUGAGAAGUAAUACCGAUGAAAAGCUUGUUGCUGCACUUUGCUCGAAUCUUGCUAGUGUUCAUGGGUCAUCACGUAGGAAGCUUUAUAUAGCUGAUGCAAGGCCUAGAAAAAAUGCUUUAGCAAAUGGAGCCAUGGGAGGUGGCUCGGAGUCUUCAUCAAAUUAUUUUCAAUCUGAGAUAGUCUUUUUUGGGAUUGACAACAUACAUGCAAUGAGAGAAAGUCUUACUCGGCUCAGAGAGUACUUGGAUACUCAUGGUGAAAAAUCAUCUGAUGGAAUGUCAUCAUUCUUGAGACAUGGUGGAUGGACUUGGGGUGGGGGUAAUCUUAGUAGCAUGUCCGCGUCGGUAUCAACCCUGGGAGAUAGUGGCUGGUUAAUCCAUGUUCAAAGUGUCUUGGCUGGUUCAGCGUGGAUUGCUGCACGUGUUGCUUUGGAAAAAGCAACUGUGCUAGUUCAUUGCAGUGAUGGCUGGGACAGAACAACACAACUAGUUUCACUUGCUAGCUUGCUGCUUGAUCCAUAUUAUCGGACGUUCGCUGGAUUUCAGGCACUGAUUGAAAAGGAUUGGCUAGCGUUUGGUCAUCCUUUCUCAGAUCGAUCUGGCAUGCCAACCAUAUCGGGAAGUGGUAACAUGCCAUAUGAACUAUCUAGGCAGUCUUCAACUGGAAGUUUUUCUUCUUCACCUAUGCGUCAGCCGUCGGGAGCAUUCAUAUCUCAAGCUUCCAGUCCUCCUCAUGCACAAACAUCAAACAACUGUUCUCCCAUAUUUUUACAGUGGGUUGAUUGUGUUUCACAACUUCUGCGCAUGUAUCCCUUUGCUUUUGAGUUCUCUUCAGCAUUCCUUGUGGAUCUGUUGGAUUGUAUGCUUUCCUGUCGCUUUGGGAACUUCUUAUGCAAUUGUGAGAAGGAGCGGCAGCAAUGUGCAGUUUCUGAAGUUUGUGGCUGUCUAUGGGCAUAUUUAGCUGAUUUACGAGCCUCGGAAGGAAGUUCACAUGUGCAUUAUAACCUCUUCUAUGAACCUACCAAACAUGAAGGCCCUAUCUUACCUCCGGCAGCAGCUCUAGCUCCAACUCUCUGGCCACAAUUCCAUCUUCGUUGGGCUUGUCCAAAAGAAUCCCAAGCUGGGGAACUUGAAGUCAGAUGCAGGAAAAUGGCUAUAAAAUUCUCUGAAAUGCAGAAGGACAAAGAAAUGGCCGAGAGAAAAGCCCAGGAGAUGACGGCUGCCAUGGAAUCAUUAAAAUCAGAGUUGCAAAACGAGAAACAAUUAAGUAUAUCUGCUAGGAAUGCUGCAAAAAGUGCAAGCAAAGAAUGUGAAGCCAUAAAGAGAGCAAUUCAGUCUCUAGGUUGCAAGGUUCAAGUCUCUAGUAAUGGUUAUUGUACUGUUGAUAUUGAGGGCGACCUGAUGAAAAAAUCCAACCAGAAAAGUCAUCCUGCUUCAAGAAGGGUUUCACAUCGUUCACUGCCAUCCCCCAGUGAAGAGAAUGACCUCUCCCUUUCUAUCACAGUUACAGCAGAUGAUGUUCCAAGUAACCCCCUCGGUCACAUCUGUGAAGCUCUUUGCCCAUUACGCACUCGGGACGGAGGGUGUCGGUGGCCUGAUGCUGGUUGUGCUCAUUUGGGUAGCCAAUUUAUUGGACUGAAGGCAAAUUUUGAUGCAUUCGAUCAACUAUCCAUAUAUGAUGGUUAUUUCAAGCCAGAGUGAACUACUUGGUUUUGGUAUGAACCGGAUUUUCUCGUUGCUCUUGCGAAGGAUAUACCAUUAAGUUAUAUGCGGUACCAGUCGCAUAUCAUGGACCCCAGUUAUUAGGAAAGGGUCUCAGGAUGGUGUACAUAGAAUGUUGAGUUAGCUGGCAAAUCAAAACUACCACACUUGUUCAGGGCUACACGGAAUAGGUUGGUUUAGUUAGUCAAAUUUUCUUGAUAGCUUGUUAGAAACUUGAUUGAGUUCCUGCAUAAAUUUGGUCUCUGUACAUGUUUUACUCGAGAUGUAUCAUUCUUUUACCGGCAACUACUUUUGUGAUUAAUAAUAGUAAUAAACCAAUGCUGGUUUUCAAUUCA
Molecule: messenger RNA, 2930 nt
Organism: Benincasa hispida (wax gourd)
Lineage: Eukaryota; Viridiplantae; Streptophyta; Magnoliopsida; Cucurbitales; Cucurbitaceae
Gene: MTM2
Product: Myotubularin-like phosphatases II superfamily
Biological process (GO): phosphatidylinositol dephosphorylation
Cellular component (GO): cytoplasm
Molecular function (GO): phosphatidylinositol-3-phosphate phosphatase activity; phosphatidylinositol-3,5-bisphosphate phosphatase activity
Source: RefSeq, a predicted model, not a curated record